Messenger RNA from Syzygium oleosum, 1316 nucleotides. RefSeq names its product transcription factor MYB114-like. NCBI's taxonomy places the organism in Eukaryota, Viridiplantae, Streptophyta, Magnoliopsida, Myrtales, Myrtaceae. The record is from RefSeq and is a predicted model, not a curated record. Bases 350 to 1090 code for a protein of 246 amino acids. The transcript has 3 exons.
GGCACUUUGUUGUAAAAAAAAAGGCACCGUUAUUCACAAGGAACAAAGGUGCCGUUAGCUUAGCAGCCCUUCAAAGAAAACGCCAUCGUUCGAGCCGCAAGAAGUUGGAGAUGUGUGUGUGUGGAUGUUAGACAUGCACGGCACUCACUCUCACUCACUUCGGCGUACACCCAUAACACUUUAUACCUAUAUUUGGACAAAUGGGCCUUACUGAACUUUGAUCCCCUGCUUACAUAUAUGGCUUUUUGAAGUGAACCUUCGUUCAACACGUGCUCAUACUUUGUUCCUGAAUUGUUUCUGCACCAAAAAAGUGCGCGCGCGCGCGCGAGAGACACAGAGAGAGGAGACAAUGAAGGGAGCAAUAGGAGUGAGAAAAGGUGCAUGGACUGAGGAAGAGGACGUGUUGCUGAAGAAGUGCGUGGAAAAAUAUGGUAAAGGAAAAUGGCACCAAGUCCCUCACAGAGCAGGGUUGAACAGGUGCAGGAAAAGUUGCAGGUUGAGGUGGCUGAACUAUCUGAUGCCCGACAUCAAGAGAGGGGCGUUCCAAGAAGACGAGGUUGACAUGAUCAUCCGGCUUCGGAGGCUUCUUGGUAAUCGUUCAUGCAGGUGGUCACUGAUUGCGGGGAGACUUCCGGGAAGAACCGCGAACGACGUGAAGAACUAUUGGAACACCCACUUGGCUGAAAAGGUCGUCUAUCAGAAGCUGAAGGAAGACAACUCGCCUACAAAAUUUGCCACUAAAGUGAACGUCAUAAGGCCUCAACCUUGGCCAUUCUCGAAGAGCUCGGCAUGGCUCGACAUAAAAGCCACGCUGGUGGCUUCAAGGACUCCACCAGGUGAAAACAUUGAACAAUCAUCUCCAAUGUUAUCUCAUCAGGACAAGGAGAGUGCUUGGUGGGAAAAUUUGUUAUCCGAAAGCGGCCCCAACGAAGGGCUCAUCACCUCAACGAGUGGCUUAGAAGGACAGCCAGGCACGGAUUCGUGGCCUCGGGAAUUUGCUAUGGAAGAGGGACGAAAUGGUUGGAACGAGCUCUCUUUCGAUGCCGAUGUUUGGGAAUUUCUCGACUCGAAUCCUCAUGCUGUUAUCUAGCUAUUGCUUUGGUCGAUCUGUCUUAGUAGCUAUUACUACUGAGGCAAACUUGUGUCCUUUAUGUGUUAUGUAAUUCUCCAUAGUCUGCUAAAAUGGGGCCGUUUAUUAAACUAGUGAUUGAUGCAUUCAACUAUAGAAGAAGCUUGUUAUGGAAGUGGCCCCUUGUGAGAAAUAAUGUCUGUAAAGGAGUAGUCACAUUCAUCCUUAAAUUUGUCAUAUAUUGUGA